Molecule: messenger RNA, 3505 nt
Organism: Carassius auratus (goldfish)
Lineage: Eukaryota; Metazoa; Chordata; Actinopteri; Cypriniformes; Cyprinidae
Exons: 15
Coding region: 1-1980 (659 amino acids)
Source: RefSeq, a predicted model, not a curated record
AUGAAUUUUUCCAGAUCUGGUAGCAAUGGAGAGUCGGUACAUCCACAUCGACUGGACAAACCGGCACUGGUGAAGCUCAUUCUCAGUUUCCCUCCUCUUAAAGGAUCUAGUGCCAGUUGGGAGGUUCUUUUCAAAAGGCUUUACCAACUCAUUCAGUUGACAGAACAAUGCCCAGAUUUGGAUGAGCAUAUGGAUUCUCUGCUGCUAUUCCUUCACUCUGUUCCCGGUCUGAAGGAAGUAAAAGUUUGGCUAAACAACCUGAUUGAGAGCUGGGCGGCUGGUCUGUUCGCCCUCUUUCUGUCUUGUUCUAGCUUACUUCACUUGCAAUUGAAAACCAGUAUGUCUCUUGUUAGUGAUGUGGAGAGUCUGGGUAUAAUGAGAGAUGAUGGAGUGAGGCUCUCUGUUGGCUGUAAUCAUCUGAAAUAUAUAGAUGACUUCUCUGAUAUCAACCUGUUUAAACCUCCAGAGCACAAAGUGCUUCCCUGCAUAAGCAUCACUUUAACAGAUGACUCUGAGAAUGCAAAUGCUGACUGGAGGAGAUUCUUUCAGGCCUACAACCAGCUAAAAGACCUGACUGAGUUUUCUUUAGAAUAUGAUGAGAGUGUGAGUGAGCUGAUCUCUGUCCUGCACUCGGUCUCUGGUCUUAAAGAAUUGGAUCUUUUCUUCAGAUUCAUGACUGUGGAUGGAGCAUCCAGAGUCCUGGACCUCAUUCAGACAAACACCAGUCUGACUACAUUAAAUUUUGUGACAGUCAAGCGGCCUGAGAUAAGUAAGGCUAACAUCAAGAAGGACUGCAGGAAUGAAUUCUUCUGGGCUCGGUCUGCAGGAGAGAUAUCAGAUGACAGUGAUGAAGAUGGCAUAUCCCCUCCUCUCAGUGACUGCAGCGAUGAAAUCAACCAGAGUGAUUCUUAUGAACUGGACAGCGUGGAGCGUGUUGUCUGCUCAGAUAUCAGGAUGUGGAGGAGAUUAUCAGGGCAAUGCAGGGUGUCUUUGAAGUGCACCAGCUCCAGUCCCAGGACAAAGUCGCUGUUCUCAGAGAUAGAGCUCAUCCUGUCUGAAAACUCAGAAAAAACUAGCAGUGACUGGAAAAACUUUCUAAAAGCAUAUAUCCAAUGCAAAGGGAUCUCUAUAAUAAGUCCUACAUUUGAGGAGAGUGUGGAUGCUCUGCUGUUGUCCCUGCACUCGAUGUCUGCUGUGAACGAGGUGCGACUGACCACCGAAAGACUGACCGAGAACUUGGCUGUGAAGAUCUUCUCCAUGUGUCACACAGCUCCCAGUCUCCAUAACAUCUGUUUGCAGGUGGAGUACAGUAAUACACACAGUGAGCUCAGUGUGUGUUCCUCUCUCAACAUCACCAGAAACACAGACUCCACCUUGACAGUCGACAUUCAGUUGGCCAGUGAUAGCAUGAUUGAAACAUCUCCAUCAUUCAUUUCAUUCAUAUCGCCAUGUUCAGAGAUAUCUAAACUGGACGGACAGGAACUCUUUGAAACUCUUGACAUCCUUAAAGGUUUAGAAGAUGGAUGUGAAGAGCAUGAAGAGCUUGUGGGCGAUUUGAUGUCCACUUUGCUCUCCGUUUCUGGUCUGCAGAAGGUCAGACUCAAGAUCAGCAGUCUAACGGAGAACUGGAUGAAGAAGUGUCUGUUCUUAACUGAAGUCUGUCCCAGUCUUCAGGAGAUCAGAUUUGACUGCAUAGAAAGUGGUGGCUUGUUGUUGGAGGAGGUAGAGAGGAUUCUGCAGAGCUCUCAGAUGGAUACAGAUUGCAGGAUAAUUAUCACAGGGAUGAAGCGCAGUAAAGCCAUGAAUGGGUGCACUGCAGUCAUGAUGGACACAUCCAGAUCAUCAUCAGCCUGUGAUCAGAAAGUGAAAGUCAGCUUUUUCAGGGACUCUCUCACAAGACGGUUCACAAUAGACAACAUUGAGACAGAAGACACUAAUGAUGACGACCCUGAGGAUGAAGACAUUAUCUUUUAUUAUUGAUGAAUGCCAGAAAAUGAAUCCAAUAUUAAGAUUGUUUAGUAAAAAUACAUAGUUCCAUAUAUUUCUAUUGAGCCUGUCCUCCAACAAAAAACGACCAUAUAGGUUUGUGCAAGCACCUUAUUUCGACCUAUAUUUAUGUUUUAAGGUUAAGGCAAAAAAUAAUGGCAGUAUCGCAUUGGGUCUGUCAUCAUGAAAUGACGUAUAAUGUCAUUACCAAUCAAAACGCACAUUUAUUAAAGUGCAAUGUGUGGGCUUUUUACACCGAUCUCACAGUAUUUCUUACAUAUUUUACUAGGUGGCUUAUUUGUUCGAAUGAACACACCUAACCCCACCCCUAAACCUAACCCUCACAGAAAUCAUGCUAAAUUAUGAUUUAUUGAGCAGAUACAUUUUCGUUCAUGUCCGUUCCCUUGGAUCGAACCCAUGAUUGCAUGAUUACAAAUCAAGGUAUAUAACGCAAUAAUGUACCAACUGAGCUACACGAAACGCAAAUCAGAGUGCAAAUAAAAGAGUACAAAACAUUAAUAUGAAAACGACCUUUUUCCCAUAGGGGCGCAAUUCUAGUAUACGCUCUGAUGGGUCGUAUUUCAGAGAUUUGGACAAACAACCUAUACGAGGGUAUUGGUUGGAGGACAGGUUGUAUUUAUUAGGCAUUUAUUAGGCUUUAUUAAACUUAAAGGCAUAUUCAUCUGUAAAUUAAACAAAUAUUAUACCAAGAAUAACAUAUUUGAAAAGUUAACCUUAGUGCUAUAAAUCUAUUAAAAAAAUAACUAAUCAAUCACACAUUUUUUAUACAAUUAAUUGUGAUUAAUUGCAUAUUAAUAUAUUUAUGUUAUCAUAAUUUCACAUUGAACCUCCAAAUGAAUGAGCAAAUAACAAAGACGGUAUAUUAUAAAUACGGUUUAAUGUUAUCUUUUUUCCAAGUAGCCUAAUGUUAAUGAAGGCCAGUAUCAGUAUACCAGUAAUGUUACUGAUAUCUCUUACAUUCAUUUUCUCUCAAUUUUAGCCAAUAAUUAUAGCCUUUCAACAUUACAGUAUAACUGAAAGCCAUUAUUUUUUAACACUUAAUAGGCUCUGAAAAAUGACAACUCUAAAUCUAAGUGAACUUAAAAACAGUCUUCACAUAAACUACAUUUUUUAUGUAUAAACUAUAAAAUGAAUAUAAAUUAAUCUUUAUUCAAACUACAAAAGUUAAUUAGCGACUAUAGAGCAGUGGAGUGAUUUUUCUUUUCUUUUUUUGUUCUUUGAUUUACAUCAAUGACAGACUUUAUCAGGCUUCACUUUAAAAGCAGCGCUAUCUCUUUCAAACCUGAUCCACAAUAAUUUUGGACUGGUUUAAGACUGUGUUUACGAGGUAACUCACCAUAACUGCACAUUUUAAUUUCACAUUUUAAUGAUUGUGUGCGUUUUUGCCUGCUGAAGCAGCUCUGUGUAUGUGGAAAAUCGAACGCGCAGCCUUUCAAACUCCAUUUGACAAUAAACUUUGGAAAAUUAUUAAUUUUGUGAACUUCAAUUAAAAUUGUGA